This is a messenger RNA of Procambarus clarkii (red swamp crayfish), 3826 nucleotides long. RefSeq names its product cysteine-rich PDZ-binding protein. Gene Ontology annotation, cellular component: dendrite. Gene Ontology annotation, biological process: cytoplasmic microtubule organization. Lineage: Eukaryota; Metazoa; Arthropoda; Malacostraca; Decapoda; Cambaridae. Gene Ontology annotation, molecular function: PDZ domain binding; microtubule binding. The record is from RefSeq and is a predicted model, not a curated record.
UUACCUACAGUAGCGACACCUGACGGGUAGUCAGCCUCGGCCAGGUGGCGGGUAAUGUUCCCUUUAACUGUCCAGGCACCCAAGUGACGGAUAACACUUUCCUGUAACUAUACAGGCAGCCAGGUGACGGAGAAUACUUUUCUGUAACUGUACAGGCAGCCAGGUGACGGAUAAUACUUUCCUGCAACUGUCCAGGCAGCUAGGUGACGGAUAAUACUUUCCUGUAACUGUCCAGGCACCCAGGUGACGGAUAACACUUUCCUGUAACUGUACAGGCAGCCAGGUGACGGAGAAUACUUUCCUGUAACUGUCCAGGCAGCCAGGUGACGGAUAAUACUUUCCUGUAACUGUCCAGGCACCCAGGUGACGGAGGAUACUUUCCUGUAACUGUCCAGGCACCCAAGUGACGGAUAACACUUUCCUGUAACUGUACAGGCAGCCAGGUGACGGAGAAUACUUUCCUGUAACUGUCCAGGCAGCCAGGUGACGGAGAAUACUUUCCUGUAACUGUCCAGGCAGCUAGGUGACGGAUAAUACUUUCCUGUAACUGUCCAGGCAGCUAGGUGACGGAUAAUACUUUCCUGUAACUGUCCAGGCAGCCAGGUGACGGAUAAUACUUUCCUGUAACUGUCCAGGCAGCCAGGUGACGGAUAAUACUUUCCUGUAACUGUCCAGGCACCCAGGUGACGGAGGAUACUUUCCUGUAACUGUCCAGGCACCCAGGUGACGGAGGAUACUUUCCUGUAACUGUCCAGGCAGCCAGGUGACGGAGGACACUUUCCUUUAACUGUCCAGGCAGCCAGGUGACGGAGAAUACUUUCCUGUAACUGUCCAGGCAGCCAGGUGACGGAGGAUACUUUCCUUUAACUGUCCAGGCAGCCAGGUGACGGAGGAUACUUUCCUGUAACUGUCCAGGCAGCCAGGUGACGGAGGAUACUUUUCUGUAACUGUCCAGGCAGCCAGGUGACGGAGGAUACUUUCCUGUAACUGUCCAGGCAGCCAGGUGACGGAGGAUACUUUCCUUUAACUGUCCAGGCACCCAGGUGACAGAGGAUACUUUCCUGUAACUGUCCAGGCAGCCAGGUGACGUAGAAUACUUUCCUGUAACUGUCCAGGCAGUCAGGUGACGGGUAGUACUCUCCCAUAACUGUCCAGGAAAGCAGGCAGCAGGAAGUCCGCCCAGCCUUGACUCAAGCUGCACACAUCACCAAGAAGCAGAAGCUGCUGUGACAGAGAGGGGAUUCACUAUGGUGUGCGACAAGUGUCAGAAGAAGUUGGGCAGUGUCAUCACCCCGGACACCUGGAAAGACGGUGCACGAAACACAACAGAGAGUGGAGGACGCAAGAUAAAUGAAAACAAGCUUCUUACUAGCAAGAAGAAUCGCUUUAACCCAUACACUACUAAAUUUGUGGAAUGUCGAAUUUGCCGGACGAAGGUUCACCAGGCUGGCUCCAACUUCUGCCAGGGUUGUGCUUACAAGAAGGGCAUUUGUGCCAUGUGUGGCAAAAAAAUAAUUGACACAAAAAGUUAUUGUCAGUCAUCAGCCUGAAAUGUCAAUCAGUUUAAGAGUAUCUGUGAAUGUGAAGGACUUUCUUAUUUCAUAAUACAGUACUUGGUUUAUGAUUAACAGUACUAUAUCCUGUUAGUUUGUAGUACUAUUAUUGCUAAAUUUAAUAACUGUAACAUGUGAUGAAGAGUGUAAAUGAAACAUUAGAGGCACUGAAGCACUCUAGUAGAACAGUGAAAACUCUUGUAUGGAUUAAUGCAUGCUAAAGAAUAUUUGCAUAAUGACCAAUCGGGAUUUUGCAACUUUGCCACAUUUUUGGCCUUUUUGAUAUAAAUAAUAUGACACUUAUGUUUUUAUAUUUUAAUGGGUACACAUGACAAAAAUUCCUGUACUGUAAUUGUUUUUAAUGGAAGUACAAAAAAGUAUAUAGGAAAUGAUAAAUUUUGACUUAGGACUUUAGAGAGGUGCUGCCUUGUCAUUCCAGGGGGCCAAAGGAGGCAUGUUUGAGAACUUGGCUUACAUUAUGUACACAACUACAUAAAUCACUCUGUUGUUUCGCAAAAAUAAUAUUCUGUACAUCACUAAAUGUAUGUGUUAAAGAUUGAGGUACAGUUGGUGACCAGCCCCCCCUUCCCCCCCACUCCGUCUCGCUGUUGUAUCUCUCAGUAGUCGAUAGUUGGUGAGUAUUCCCUCUCACAGUACCUCCCUCCUCAACACGGUGACCAGCCACCACUACUUCCUCUCUCGGUUCCUCCUUCCUUAACACGAUUGGUGACCAGUCACCACUACUUCAUUUCACAGUUCCUCCCUCCUCAACACAGCUGGUGCCAAGUCACUGUGCAGUCAUCGGGAGGACAUACCUUCAUGCAAACUGCACAUAUUACGAAGACCAGUCACUACUACUUCCUCUCACAGUUCCUCCUCCCUCAACACAGCUGGUGGCCAGCCUGAGCAAAGUUAAAUAAGGUUCUGCUGUACAUGUACAUAUCAGUGCCAGUGAAGCUGGUCAUAUGAGACAUCACUCACCUCUUUUUUUUCCGUUCUGUACUGGUAGUGUACGUGAGAAAUGUCACAUUUUGACCAGACAUGGAGUGAACCCACAUAAUGGGAACCCUACAUAAUGCAGUUUACACUGUAGGUAUAAUACUCUGUUAUGUGCAGACGAUGAGUCUCGGUAACGUGGCUGAAGAUAUGAUGACCAAACCACACGACGGAGAAUGAAGAAACGACGUUUCAGUCCAACCUGGACCAUUAUCAGGUUGUGGCUAAUGGUCCAGGACAGAUUAACAACAUGCCUAAUAUGAACCUUAGUCCUGGCUUUGUUGUUGUUGUUGACAGUAUAUAUCUGUGACCCUUUCAUGGUAUAUACUAAAAUACUCUAACCUUAACAAAUGUGAUCAACUUAAGAAUGAAAGAGCUUAUCCCUUUUCUUAUUCUUACCUACCUCUUAUUCUGAUCCUAUUCUUGCCUUUUUCUCUUACCGCCUUUCGACCUCUCAUCUCGUUCUCUUGCCAUAUUGAUUUGUCUAUUCCUUCCUCUCCUCUAUCACACGACUUCAUAAUGGUCCAGGAUGGACUGAAAUAUCGUUGUUUCUUAAUUUUCUGAUGUGGGGUUUGGUUAUUGCUCUGUUGUGUGAUUCAGUCACACUGCAUAAUAUAAUUUUAAAUAUGUAAUCAUACAAUCAGCUUGUAAUUCACCAUUUACUAAUUUCCAUUAAUUUUGUUGAAAAAAACUAAAAAAAGGUGAUCAGGAUUUUGGUCACCAGCUGCAGUCCUAGUGAUCAGCGAUACUUAAUCACCACCAAAAACUUUUUGUAAUUUUUGCCCAUGCUCUAAAUUGUUCAAAGUUUGCUUAUUGAAUACUUUAAUUAUUAGAUGUAUUUGGUUGAUGAUUUAUUUCUGAAUUAUAUGUACUGAAAGUAAUUGAAGUGUUUGAGUUGGCAGUGUGGUGUAUGUUCUGGCCAAGUUACACUCCUGCUUGUCACUAGUGACAGACAAUAUACUCAUUUUUAUAGACUGGUUAUCUCCAAAAUGUUUGCCUCGGACUCUGGCAUUACAAGGUGAAGUCUGGGAAGAUUUAAAAGUAAAUAAUUUUGCACACUCUUUUGGUGCCUCUGAAAAAUACUCUGCAAUUUUUUUGCAUGAAAAUGACAUCCUUGCAAAUUUUUGAGAGGUUUAUCUUUAAAUUUUGUUUAGUUUUCUAGUAGAAAAUUAUUAAAUUCAUGUUUCUACAUAUUUAGAUACAUAAAUAAUAUAGUGUAUAGCAUAAACAAUGAAAUUGUUUAUAAAAUAUAUUUGCAAUAAAUACACAAGAAAAUA